GGCGAGAAGGUGCCUGACAGCGGGAGGGGGGGAGCGCUGCCCGCCCGGGGUCCCAGGGGUGACGAGCCCGGCCGGAGGCGGCAGCGCGGGCGGCGCGGGGCGGGCGGCAGCGGCCGGAGCGGGCCCCCCCGGGGGAAGCGGCCGGGUGCCCGGCCAGGCGCGCGGGGCCGCCGGGACUUGGAGCAAGUUGGGGAAAGUCUGCGGCGGGCGCUGACCUUCACGGGAGGGAGAAGCUGUGACCCGCCCCACGCGAGCGCCAUGGCAUCGCGCAUCGGCCUGCGGAUGCAGCUUAUGCGGGAGCAAGCGCAGCAGGAGGAACAGAGGGAGCGGCUGCAACAGCAAGCGGUGAUGCAUUACAUGCAGCAGCAGAUGCCGCUGGCCCCCACGCCUGCCAUCAACACUCCAGUCCAAUUCCAGUCCGCGCCGUCCGUGCCGGGAGAGGUCUUAAAGGUUCAGUCGUACCUGGAGAACCCCACCACGUAUCAUCUGCAGAAGUCACGGGACAAGAAGGUCCAGGAGUAUAUCUCUGAAACCUACGGGAAUAAGUUUGCUUCUCACAUCAGCCCCGUCCGGCACUCUCCAAAGCCUCCCCCGGCUGCCUCCCCGGGCGUCCGGCCCGGCCAUGUCAUGUCCUCUUCAGCUGGCAACAGCGCUCCCAACAGCCCCAUGGCCAUGCUCAACAUCAGCUCCAACCCGGAGAGGGAGAUAGACGAGGUCAUUGAUGACAUCAUGCGUCUGGAUGAUGUUUUGGGCUAUAUUAACCCGGAAAUGCACAUGCCCAACACCCUUCCAAUGUCCAGCAGUCAUAUGAAUGUAUAUAGUGGUGACCCCCAGCUGACGGCCUCCCUGGUGGCUGUCACCAGCAGUUCAUGCCCUGCCGACCUCACUCAGAAGAGAGACCUGACAGGUAACGCAUAUGCCGAGAGUCGUGCCUUGGCUAAAGAGCGUCAGAAGAAGGACAAUCACAACCUGAUUGAGAGAAGACGAAGGUUUAACAUCAACGAUCGCAUCAAAGAACUUGGAAUGCUGAUCCCAAAAGCCAAUGAUCUAGAUGUUCGCUGGAACAAAGGGACGAUCCUGAAGGCCUCGGUUGAUUACAUCAGGAGGAUGCAGAAGGACCUGCAGAGGUCACGGGAUCUGGAGAAUCACUCUCGGCGUCUGGAAAUGACGAAUAAGCAGUUAUUGAUCCGUAUCCAGGAGUUGGAGAUGCAGGCGCGCCUCCAUGGGCUGCCUGCCGCCUCGCCCUCCGGCGUGAACAUGGCAGAACUAGUUCAGCAGGUCGUGAAGCAAGAAGCGACUGGAGAGGACGGGUCGAUGGAGCCUCAGCAGCCCCAGCUACCUCCAGACCAGGAGACGCAGCAGCAGCUGCCGUUGCUACCUCCGUCUCCCUACCAGCUGGACUUUACCCACGGCCUGAGCUUUGACGAUGGCUCCAGAGGGUUCCGCGACCAGCUGGACCCCAGCCACAAUGUCUCUUUCCCCUCUUUAUCCAAGAAGGAGCUGGACUUGAUGCUGAUGGAGGACACCAUGUUACCUCUGGCUUCUGACCCCUUGUUCUCCGCCAUGUCCCCUGAGGCCUCCAAGGCCAGCAGUCGCAGGAGCAGCUUCAGCAUGGAGGAUGCUGACAUGCUGUGACAACGAGCCGUUCGCAGCCUGGGGGAAAGGACGAGGAGUGAGGCUUGUCUGUGAAGACACACAUCCCCCCCACCCACUCACGAGGACCCCAACCCACACUUGAGCCUACGUAGAAAUACAUUUCUCUAUGCAAGCGUUGUCACAGUCACUGGGAAAGUCAGACCCUUGUUGCUACAACUUGAUCUGCAAACUUUCUUGCUUUGCCAUGAACUGAGCGGAGCUCCCUGGCUUGGAAUGACCCUAGAUUUACAGCCCAGCUGCCUUGCCUUUCAGCUAAGCUUCCCACAAGCCGCACGCAGUGCAGGAGUGGAGGCUGGAAGCCAGGCCAUCAGGUAUGAGAAGGAGCCUUCAAGUCCCAGCGGAGGCUAACAGGGGGCUUGUCGCUCAGAGCGCCUUGCUGCAAAUGUGCAUCCAGCCAAGCUUCACCACGUGACCCACGUUCCCUCAAAGUCUUCCCCAGCCCUGGCGCUAUUGCUCUGAAGACGUCGGCAGAGGCUGCCUUGUACCAUGUUCCCGCAUUAGGCUUCCCCUUCCCUUUUUGGGCAGGGAUGUGCAGCUUUCCCAAGGGAGGGUGUGGUGUCCCUAGUCGUCAUGGAGUAGGGGAGGUGUGUUUCUCAAGGCUCACUGGGUAAGAAGGCUACAGGGGGGAAGAGGAGGAGGAGGAGGGCAAUCUGAACAAAUUAUUUGGUGAUACCAGAGGGACACUUUCAAAGCUGGGAGCAGGAGUGGGAUGCAACAGCCUCAUUUAUUUGUCACCGGGGUUUGUAAAGGCACCGGCUUUGAGAGUGGACCUACUGAGUCCCACUCAACUUCCACCCCGUGAGAGAUGGGACCGAGCCUCCAACUUCAGAAGUGGGUUCCUAACCCUCGAAAGCGUGGAGGGGGUUGGGAUGCCGUUUUGGGCCCAUCUCUGCUUCCUCUCACUCUGUUCAGAUGAAUCCCAAAACUUCCAAGUGAUAUUCAGUCAAAACCAUCAGUGUGCAACUAAACCCACACUGGUGUUUCCGGACACCAGCUUCUGGCUUUGCACCCUCACUUUUUGGUGCUGGCCAUUUUGCACUAUUAAACACUUGGGCGGCUUUUUCAAAUGCACCUGAGGGUGACCAGAGAGCGAGUGUGAAAAAUUGGGGUGGGGGGUAAUGGGCGCCUGUAUAAGACAGAGCCCCGAAUAUCAGGACUGUCCCUAUAAAAUCAGGACAUCUGGUCAACCUUGCCGGAGCGAGCCUCCCAGCCGAGGCAGACGUGCUAGCUGGGCUCACACUAGCAGGAGCUAAGAACAGUAGUGUGCUGGUUGCAUCGCGACCCAGGGGUUGAGACGAGCUUGUACUCAUUGCUGCUUUACCGUGCCAUUUACACUGGUUUUUAGUGCACUAGCUGGAGCAGAGCGAGCACAUGUUCGCCUGCCCAGGCUGGCAGGCGCACUUCCAUCUGCACCCUAGACGUGCCCUGAGUGACUUCUGACUACCGAGUAUCGCGUUGGGCUAAAUCUGAACCUGAGACCUGGAGGCAUGUGUGUGUGGGAACCUCCACUAUGAACCACACCUGGAAAGGGGGUUUGAAUGCGCCUCUGUACACUGAAACCUCCAAGUUGGGACCCUCACACCCAGCAUCCCCAGUGCCUGAACCUAGCAAAUCAAGCUCAUGGAAGGCACCCUAAAUAACUGAUUCAGUUAUCGUCAGGGUGAGCUUAGAGCCCGUCUUCCGUUAAAACACUCAGUGGGCCAAAUCCUGGCAGGCUUUGAGUGCCCUCUGCUCCCAGUAAAAUAAGUGAAAGACCUGACUGAGUUGUUUUCUUUCUCAGUCUUUACUCAGGCAAGCCACCCAUUGGGGCCAGUGGGAGGCUUUGCCUGAGUUAAGGGGCCUCUGGGUUUGGCUCAGCGUGUUCAGUGUCAUCACAAACGCGUGGAAGAUGGCCACACGAGGUCAAGUGAUCUGGAUCAAACGCUUUCUGCUGAAACAUCCAUGGGAGGGAAUUUUUCUGCCCUUUAAAGAGCACAAACCCAGCCAUGGAUAGAAGCUGGGAAAAGUUACGUGGGGUGUGGGGGGAGGGAUGGAGGGGGAAUCUGAGUUCACGGCUCAGUGAGCUUGGCUCUGAAGAGGAGGAGAACAAGGUCUCUGUUCUACAGGGUUCUCCGGCAGCACUGAGGAGCUCAGUGAUAUGGGGAAACUGGUGUUCUAAAUCUCUCGUGUAGGUGCUCCUCCAACCCAUGCCACCCUGUCUUGAGGUUGAUCCCAGAACCAAUAUCCAUUUGACGAGGAACUGCCAGGGAACAUUAAAAACAACUUCUUCCCUCCAACAA
Messenger RNA from Caretta caretta (loggerhead turtle), 3935 nucleotides. It is a transcript of the gene TFEB, whose product is annotated as transcription factor EB. Gene Ontology annotation, cellular component: nucleus. Gene Ontology annotation, molecular function: RNA polymerase II cis-regulatory region sequence-specific DNA binding; DNA-binding transcription factor activity, RNA polymerase II-specific; protein dimerization activity. The record is from RefSeq and is a predicted model, not a curated record. Gene Ontology annotation, biological process: regulation of transcription by RNA polymerase II; positive regulation of DNA-templated transcription; humoral immune response. NCBI's taxonomy places the organism in Eukaryota, Metazoa, Chordata, Testudines, Cheloniidae.